This is a messenger RNA of Prorocentrum cordatum, 577 nucleotides long. The record is from the annotation of a GenBank genome assembly. NCBI's taxonomy places the organism in Eukaryota, Dinophyceae, Prorocentrales, Prorocentraceae.
CGCCGACCGCACCCACCGCGCCAGGCGGGUCGUCGCAGGCCGCGCUGGCGGGCCGCCCUCUCCGAUCCCGGCCGCGCUGCCGACGCCGUGGCCGCCAUGUCCGCGGCGGGAUGGCAGGGCGCCCUGGCCCUGGCAGCCGCCUGGCGCUGCGUGGCAGCGAGCUCGGGGGCACAGGUGCCGCGCAGGCUCGUGGCGAACGCGGCGCCGGGCCAGCCCCGCUACUGGGUCAAGCUCAGGUCGCUGGACCCCGCCGUCGGCGAACUCGAGCCACCGUUCGCCGAGGACGGCACCGGGUUCAAGCUGGAGCUGGACGACCCCAAGCUGGGGGAGCUGAGGUUGGACAUGGCCCUGAACCGCGACAAGUACAGCGACGAAAAAGACGAUCUACCUGAGAUCCUCGUGGACGGGGAGCUCCUCGAGUACGACCCCGUGGGCGAGCCGACAUUCACUCUGCACUUGAAUGAGACCAUCGGUCCGUUCGACAAGGAGGUCACCGUUCGGGUGCGAGACCGCCUCGAGGAGCGGACGCACCACGACUACAGCAUCCGCGUGAGGAAGCCUCCGGACUUCGAGGAGG